This is a messenger RNA of Populus nigra (black poplar), 2820 nucleotides long. RefSeq names its product ETHYLENE INSENSITIVE 3-like 1 protein. The coding region runs from base 481 to 2469 and encodes 662 amino acids. The record is from RefSeq and is a predicted model, not a curated record. Gene Ontology annotation, cellular component: nucleus. The transcript is spliced from 2 exons. Gene Ontology annotation, molecular function: DNA binding; DNA-binding transcription factor activity. Lineage: Eukaryota; Viridiplantae; Streptophyta; Magnoliopsida; Malpighiales; Salicaceae.
UUCUCCCUCCCUCCUUGCAUUUUUCUCCUUGUUUUUUUUUUUUCUCCAUGGGACAGUAGCAGUAGAAAAAUUUAACCCAAAAGGCUUAAAGGCAUUUAAGGUCCCUACUUCUUCUCUCUCUGUCUAAACAGUAAGCAUAAGAGCAAUAUCAUGACACAAGAGAAGAGAGAUUCUUCUUCUUCCUCCUCCUUUUCUUCCUCUUCUUCUUCUUAACCCCAGAAAGGUAGAAGAGAGAAACUUUGUUAAUUUCUUCAAUGGUUGCAGCAGCUCUUACGAAUCCACAACUCAUUAACUUGGAGCUUAGCUGUUGCUGCCUCUUCCUGCAUCAUAUACUCUGAAUUGCAAAGAAUAAGAAAAGGUGAGCUUCUAAGAGAUAGCUGUGCACGGAGAUUGAUAUCGCAAGAGAGGUGAAGCCAAUCUUAACUGAGCUUAGUCAUCCAUCCAUUUCUUAAAACCGAGCUGACUCUGGCGUGUGCUGAAAUGGGAAUCUUUGAAGAAAUGGGAUUUUGCAACAAUCUGGACUUUUUCUCGGCUCCUCCUGGAGAAAUGGAUGUGGUUCCAGAAUGUGAACCAGAGGCAACAAUCGAAGAGGAUUACAGCGAUGAUGAGAUGGAUGUGGACGAGCUGGAGAGGAGGAUGUGGAGAGACAGAAUGUUGCUUAGGCGACUUAAAGAGCAGAGUAAGAAUACGGAAGUUGUUGAUAAUGCAAAACAGCGUCAAUCCCAGGAGCAAGCACGAAGGAAGAAGAUGUCACGAGCGCAAGAUGGUAUCCUGAAAUAUAUGCUGAAAAUGAUGGAAGUUUGCAAAGCUCAGGGUUUUGUGUAUGGGAUCAUUCCUGAGAAGGGAAAGCCAGUGAGUGGAGCAUCUGACAAUCUCCGGGGAUGGUGGAAGGAAAAGGUCAGGUUUGAUCGGAAUGGGCCUGCUGCUAUUUCCAAGUAUCAAGCAGACCAUGCAAUCCCUGGAAAGAAUGAAGAUUGUGGUACAGCAGCAUCCACACCUCACACCUUGCAGGAACUUCAGGAUACAACUCUUGGAUCACUUCUGUCAGCCCUGAUGCAGCACUGUGAUCCACCCCAGAGGCGUUUCCCCCUGGAGAAAGGCGUUGCCCCCCCAUGGUGGCCCACUGGGAAUGAGGAAUGGUGGCCUCAACAGGGUUUGCCCAAGGAUCAGGGUCCUCCUCCAUACAAGAAGCCCCAUGAUCUGAAGAAGGCUUGGAAAGUCAGUGUUCUAACAGCAGUGAUUAAGCACUUGUCUCCUGAUAUUGCCAAGAUUCGCAAGCUUGUUCGUCAGUCUAAAUGUUUACAGGAUAAAAUGACUGCCAAGGAGAGCGCCACUUGGUUGGCUAUAAUUAAUCAGGAAGAAGCACUGUCUCGGAAAUUAUAUCCAGAUAGCUGCCUUCCCAUGUCUGCUGGUGGAAGUGGUUCUUUUAUCAUCAGCGAUUCCAGUGAUUAUGAUGUUGAAGGAGUGGAUGAUGAACCCAAUGUUGAAGUAGAGGAUUGCAAACCUCUUGAUGUCAAUCUUUUCAACAUGGCAACAGCAGCUGGACCAAGAGAUAGAUUUAUGAUGCCGCCAGUGGCUCCACAAAUUAAGGGAGAACAUGUUGAGACAAACAUGAGUUUCAUUCAGAAAAGGAAGCAGCCUGCUGGUGAGCCACAUAUGAUAGUUGAUCAAAAGGUGUAUAGGUGCGAGUAUCCUCAAUGCCCCUACAAUGAUUCCAGAUUUGGGUUUCUCGACAUCACUGCAAGAAAUAAUCACCAAAUGAAUUGCUCAUACCGCACUAACACUUCUCAGGAAUUUGGAAUGUCUAAUUUCCAAAUUAACAGUGACAAACCAGCUGCGUUUUCUCUCCCAUUUCCCCAAACUAAGGCAGCAGCUCCAAACCAGACCCCCUCAUUUAACGUUUCAGGACUUGGACUUCCAGAAGAUGGGAAAAAAUCGAUUUCUGAUCUUAUGUCUUUCUAUGAUACCAAUCUUCAGCGAGACAAGAACAUGAAUCCUGGGAGUGCCAAUGUUAUCGGAGAUCAAAAUCAGCAGCAACUGCUAGAGCAGAAAUUUCAAUUCCAUCUUGACCGCAGGAAUGUCAAUUUUACAGGGGACCAAAAUCUGCAGCAGCAACAGCAACAACAGAAAUUUCAGUUUCAGGUGGAUUCUAGGAAUGCUAAUGUUAUUGGUGGUCAAAAUCAACAGCAACAGCAGAAAUUCCAAUUUCAGCUUGAUGAUAGCUUCUAUGGCCAAGGGGCUAUAAUGGGAAACAACAUAACUGAAGUGACCAGCAUGCCAGUGAACAGUUCUGCUUUCCCAUCAACUGAAAUUCAGUUUGAUCACUGCAAGGCAUUUGAUUCUGCAUUUGAUGCCAAUGCCAAUGAUAAUGUUGCUGACUUCAGAUUUGGCUCUCCGUUCACCAUGCCACCAGUUGACUAUUCCAUGGAUCCAAUGCCAAAGCAGGAUGCUGGCAUGUGGUACGUCUAACACUCUGGGAAGAAAGUCAUCAUCAACACAGAGCCUGCUUCAUAGUUGUGAAACUUCAUCACCAACACGUUUUCUGCUUCAUAGUGCUGAAACUUCUUCCUUAGGAGUUUUAGUAGCUUAAUAUGUUCGUAUAUGUAGAUGUUUGUGAACUUCUGAGUUUAUGUUCUGCUACUUUAUGUUGCCAAGUGUAGGAUUUCUAGGUUGCUUUCAAUGCAGUAUUGAAGAAUGGCCAAUAAAGAAUUGGCAAGGACCAAACCCAUGUUCAGUACUGCUGUCGAAAAGUUUAUAUCGGCAUGUAGUUAAAUAUAUGUGCACAUAUAUCAAUAUAUGGUGUUAAUACAUUAUGCUGUA